Molecule: messenger RNA, 2184 nt
Organism: Mastomys coucha (southern multimammate mouse)
Lineage: Eukaryota; Metazoa; Chordata; Mammalia; Rodentia; Muridae
Gene: Suz12
Product: SUZ12 polycomb repressive complex 2 subunit
Exons: 16
Cellular component (GO): nucleus; ESC/E(Z) complex
Molecular function (GO): chromatin DNA binding
Source: RefSeq, a predicted model, not a curated record
GGAGCGAGGCCAGGGUAGGGUGAGCGGCCUCCGAAGCGGAGCGGGGCUAGGAGGAGACACUUUUUUUUUCCUCCCUCCUUCCCUCCUCUCCUCCUCCCUUCCCUUCCCCUCUCCUCCCCUCUCUCCUCCUUCCCCCCUCGGUCCGCCGGAGCCUGCUGGGGCGAGCGGUUGGUGUAGCAGGCGCUCACUCUCCGGGGCCGCCCGGCGGGUAGCUGGCGGGGGGAGGAGGCAGGAACCGCGAUGGCGCCUCAGAAACACGGCGGUGGGGGAGGGGGCGGCUCGGGGCCCAGCGCGGGGUCCGGGGGAGGCGGCUUCGGGGGUUCGGCGGCGGCGGCGGCGGUGGCGGCGGCGGCGGCGGCUUCGGGCGGCAAAUCCGGCGGCGGGGGCUGUGGAGGCGGCGGCAGUUACUCGGCCUCCUCCUCCUCGGCGGCGGCGGCGGCGGGGGCCGCGGUGUUACCGGUGAAGAAGCCGAAAAUGGAGCACGUCCAGGCUGACCACGAGCUUUUCCUCCAGGCCUUUGAGAAACCAACACAGAUAUAUAGAUUUCUUCGAACUCGAAAUCUUAUAGCACCAAUAUUUUUGCACAGAACUCUUACUUACAUGUCUCACCGAAACUCCAGAACAAACAUCAAAAGGAAAACAUUUAAAGUUGAUGAUAUGUUAUCAAAAGUAGAGAAAAUGAAAGGAGAGCAAGAAUCUCAUAGCUUGUCUGCACAUUUGCAACUUACAUUUACCGGUUUCUUCCACAAAAAUGAUAAGCCAUCACAAAACUCAGAAAAUGAACAAAAUUCUGUUACCUUGGAAGUCCUGCUUGUGAAAGUUUGCCACAAAAAAAGAAAGGAUGUAAGUUGUCCAAUAAGACAAGUUCCUACUGGUAAAAAGCAGGUGCCUUUGAAUCCUGACCUCAAUCAAACAAAACCAGGAAAUUUCCCAUGCCUGGCAGUUUCCAGUAAUGAAUUUGAACCUAGUAACAGCCAUAUGGUGAAGUCUUACUCCUUACUGUUUAGAGUAACUCGUCCAGGAAGAAGAGAAUUUAAUGGAAUGAUUAAUGGAGAAACCAAUGAAAAUAUUGAUGUCAGUGAAGAACUUCCAGCCAGAAGAAAACGAAAUCGUGAAGAUGGGGAAAAGACGUUUGUUGCACAAAUGACGGUGUUUGACAAAAACAGACGUCUACAGCUUUUAGAUGGGGAAUAUGAAGUGGCCAUGCAGGAAAUGGAAGAAUGUCCAAUAAGUAAGAAAAGAGCAACGUGGGAGACUAUUCUUGAUGGGAAGAGACUGCCCCCAUUUGAAACAUUUUCUCAGGGACCUACAUUGCAAUUUACACUUCGAUGGACGGGAGAAACCAAUGAUAAGUCUACAGCUCCUGUUGCCAAGCCCCUUGCCACUAGAAAUUCGGAGAGCCUUCAUCAGGAAAAUAAGCCUGGUUCUGUUAAACCUGCACAAACUAUUGCUGUUAAGGAGACACUGAAUACAGAGCUGCAAACAAGAAAAGAAAAGGAUACUUCAAAUGAAAGUCGCCAGAAGUUAAGAAUAUUUUAUCAGUUCCUUUAUAACAAUAAUACAAGACAACAGACAGAAGCCAGAGAUGAUCUGCACUGUCCGUGGUGCACUCUCAACUGCCGUAAGCUGUAUAGCUUACUCAAACAUCUAAAACUAUGCCACAGCAGAUUUAUCUUCAAUUAUGUAUAUCAUCCAAAAGGUGCUAGGAUAGAUGUUUCUAUCAAUGAGUGUUAUGAUGGCUCCUAUGCAGGAAAUCCUCAGGAUAUACAUCGCCAACCUGGAUUUGCUUUUAGUCGAAAUGGACCAGUAAAGAGAACACCUAUCACACACAUUCUUGUGUGCAGGCCAAAACGAACAAAAGCAAGCAUGUCGGAGUUUCUGGAAUCUGAAGAUGGAGAAGUAGAACAGCAAAGAACAUACAGUAGUGGCCACAAUCGUCUCUAUUUCCACAGUGACACCUGCUUACCUCUUCGGCCACAAGAAAUGGAAGUAGAUAGUGAAGAUGAGAAAGAUCCAGAAUGGCUGAGAGAAAAAACCAUUACUCAAAUUGAAGAAUUUUCUGAUGUGAAUGAAGGAGAGAAAGAAGUAAUGAAACUGUGGAAUCUCCAUGUCAUGAAGCAUGGAUUUAUUGCUGACAAUCAAAUGAAUCAUGCCUGUAUGCUGUUUGUAGAAAAUUAUGGACAG